ACUUUAUGCAACUGCAUACAUAGGCAGGAAAUUUGUUGGUACAAAUUUACAAAAUACGGAAACUAUAAAAAUCAACUUUAAUUUUCACAUCAUUUGUCUUGAAAGUAAGAAAAUCAAAUUGUCAUUUGAGCUCCAAUUGGAAUUAUGAAUUUCGCCGGACGUUUACAAUUCCGGCGUCUCAUGUGUUUGAUGGUGCGACAAAAUUUUGCCAGCGAAUGCGAAAAUGCGAUUAACAAACAAAUACAUUUGGAAUUAAAGUCAAGCUACGAUUACAUGGCUAUGGCUUACCAUUUCGACCGCAGCGAUGUCGCCCUACCUGGACUUUAUGGAUUUUUCAAAUCUGCUAGUUUGGAAGAGCGUGAACACGCAGCUCAAUUGAUGACAUAUAUGAACAAACGUGGCGGCACCAUAUGCUUGGAGGAGAUACCAGCGCCGCAGUUUAAGUUCACAACCGUCAAAGCGGCGCUAAUUGAAGCUUUGGACAUGGAAAAGACGGUUAACGAGUCCUUGUUGGCGUUACAUGCAUUGGCAAAUGAGCACAGCGACCCACAUUUAAGUGACUUUUUAGAAACAAAUUUCCUUAUUGAACAAGUGGAUGCGCAAAAACAGUUGGCCGAUUAUAUAACUCAAAUUGAAAGGUGUGAAAAAGAAUUGGGUGUGCAUAUAUUUGAUAAUGAUAUUAAGGGCAAGGAUAUGCAUUAAAGUAUUUAAAAUACAAAAUCAAAGUGCAAACAAAUUAAUAUUUUUCGUAAAAGAGCAACUAAUAUAUUUGAAUGUUAAGGUGAAAAAGGAAUAUACAAGCAUAGUAUUGCUUGAACACGCUACCUAUGUUCACCUAUAUUAAACUUUUGUGAUAUGUACUGUGAAAAUAUAUCUUUUAACAAAUAUUACGCAAAUUUUAUGUUUAAAUUUGUGCUUGAAUUGUUAUUACAUCUAUUUGUAUCUAUGUCAAUUAUGCACUCUUGUUUUGAAGAGAAAAGUAUGCUCCUAAGAAAAGCUGGUGGUAAAAGUUAUAGUAAGGUGUGCUAUUGCUAAAACUAUUAAAAAUAUAUGUUAAAAGCAGAAAUUAGUCAAUAAUAAAACGGAAAUUAAAACGAAUAGUAAA
Molecule: messenger RNA, 1105 nt
Organism: Bactrocera dorsalis (oriental fruit fly)
Lineage: Eukaryota; Metazoa; Arthropoda; Insecta; Diptera; Tephritidae
Gene: Fer3HCH
Product: ferritin-2 heavy chain
Exons: 3
Coding region: 145-702 (185 amino acids)
Biological process (GO): intracellular iron ion homeostasis; iron ion transport
Cellular component (GO): cytoplasm
Molecular function (GO): ferric iron binding; ferrous iron binding
Source: RefSeq, a predicted model, not a curated record